UAGAAAUCAAUUAAGAUUGAAAGUCACACAUUGUACCAUAGAGGCAUUGAUAAAAUUAAAAACCAUAAAGUUCAAAGAGCAACAAAAGUCAUAGACAAAAAGCAUUCAAAGAGCAACAAAAUGAUAGACAAAAGGCUAAGAAGGAAGAAAACCAGCAAAUUAUUAGAAUUUGGGUCAUCUUCCCCUUCUAAAUCUGCAGAUUCUUCCAUACUACAACAAAGUGUUUGACAAAUUAACUUGCCCAGUAGAAGGAAGAAAACCGGCGACAGAAAAAAAUCAAGUAAGAAGAGAGGGGAAGGAGAGCCGAUAUCACCUGCUUGACUGCUUCUGAGUUCUGUCACUUGCGAGACGGGAGGAAGAGAUGGGAAGGUGUGCCGCGGUUUGGAGGACUUGCGAGACAGGAGGAAGAGUCGCACUCAAAGAAAAAAAGAAGAGAAAACAAUCGUUUAAUUUGCCCAGCCCAGAAAACAGAGGCAUACCUCCAGGAGAAGAGCGAAGGAGAGCAAUACUAGGGUUUGCGCAGCACGGAGAAGAUCAAUUUUACAAGUUUGGGAAGGUGAGGGACACUGGAAGAAUGGUGGAGUCAAUCUACUGCGGCGACUUGACCCUAGGACGAAUGGGUGAGUUGGAGAUGGUGAGGACUGUGUGACGAUGGAGGGGGCGGAACCCUAGCUUUCAGUAUGUUGCAAUCGAUCGAUCUGGGGGUCGUAGAUUUUACAGCUUUGAACAAGGAUUCUCGACCAAUUGGCGGCCGUUAGAUCGGAGAUGGUGUGCACGAGCCAAUCAUCGUGGAGUUCACUACAUCGGCAUCCUCAGUGCAUGAUAUCUGCCACAAUUGUGUUAUCAAAUCUGUUUCCUUCUUAAAUUGAAGAGAUUUGCUGAAAUUC
Messenger RNA from Cuscuta campestris, 887 nucleotides. The record is from the annotation of a GenBank genome assembly. Lineage: Eukaryota; Viridiplantae; Streptophyta; Magnoliopsida; Solanales; Convolvulaceae.